Molecule: messenger RNA, 2880 nt
Organism: Lachancea dasiensis
Lineage: Eukaryota; Fungi; Ascomycota; Saccharomycetes; Saccharomycetales; Saccharomycetaceae
Source: the annotation of a GenBank genome assembly
AUGGCCGACUUAGAGUCAAUUGCACAAUUUCUUUCACAGUCUGUGGUGGCAUCAACUGCCAAAACGGCAGAAGCUCAUUUAAAGGCAUUGGAAACUCAAAAUGGUUUCUCUAUAACAUUGAUGCAUGUUAUUGCAUCCGGAAACCUACCACUGGCCACCAGACUUGCAGGUGCCCUUUUCUUCAAAAAUUUCAUAAAGCGCAAGUGGGUGGACGAAAACGGCACGCACUUGCUUCCACAAGCUGAUGUCGAGGACGUCAAGCGCGAAAUUGUUCCUCUUAUGAUUGUUCUACCAGGUAAUCUUCAAGUUCAGAUCGGAGAGGCCAUCGCUGUGAUCGCAAACUCAGAUUUCCCCCACAAGUGGCCGAACCUUUUGGACAUUCUAAUUGAGAAGCUCUCGCCUGACGAUAUGGUAACUAACCGGGGUGUUCUAACUGUCGCUCAUUCGCUUUUUAAGAGGUGGCGACCACUUUUCCGCACCGAUGAAUUGUUUUUGGAAAUCCAGUUUGUACUCGAUAAAUUCGCCAGUCCCUUUCUCACCUUGCUGAAGAAUGUUGAUGAACAGAUCAUGUCCAAUAGCACUAAUCAGGCUAAGCUCAACCUCCUAUUCGAUGUUCAGUUGAUUUUGGUAAAGCUAUAUUACGAUCUCAACUGCCAGGAUAUACCAGAAUUUUUUGAAGAUAACGUUCAAUCUGGUAUGGGAAUCAUGCACAAAUAUUUGGCUUAUGAAAACCCUCUUUUAGAAGAUCUCGAUGAAGAAGACCAGCCCAGUGUAGUGACAAAAACAAAAGCAGCUAUCGAGGAGCUGGUUCAGUUAUACACUACGAGAUAUGAAGACGUUUUCGGCCCCAUGGUCAGCGAAUUUAUCCAAACUACUUGGAACCUUCUUACCAGUCUGUCGCCGCAAGGUAAGAAUGACGUUUUGAUCUCGAAAUCUUUGCACUUUAUGACUGCAGUGACCAAAAUUCCAAAAUAUUUUGAAGUAUUCAAUAAUGAGGCUGCGCUGAACAGUAUAACUGAGCAGAUAAUUUUACCUAAUGUCACAUUACGCGAAUCGGACGAAGAGCUUUUUGAAGAUGAUCCGAUUGAAUAUAUCAGAAGAGAUCUUGAAGGAUCUGAUUCGGAUACUAGAAGAAGAGGUUGUACCGACUUUCUGAAAGAGCUAAAGGAGAAAAACGAGCACCUUGUGGUAUCCAUCGUUCUCGGGCAUAUGAAGACAUUUUUUGCCAAAUAUCAGGAGGAUCCCGCCAAUAAUUGGAAAUACAAGGAUUUAUGCAUUUACCUCUUUUCUACUCUGGCAAUAAAUGGCAGUGUAAGUAACCCAAGAGUGUCAUCAACAAGCAUUUUACUAGACGUCAUUGAGUUUUUUUCCAAGGAAAUAUCCCCAGAUUUAAUCGGCGAGGUUCCUCAUCCGAUACUCAAAGUGGAUGCCAUAAAGUACAUUUAUACCUUUCGGAACCAACUGAACAAGAGCCAGUUAAUUCAAAUUCUACCUAUUUUGGCAGAUCUUCUGCAAUCCGAUCAAUUUGUGAUAUACACAUAUGCUUCUAUCACUAUUGAAAGAAUUCUAUCCAUUAGGGAAUCUCACACAUCAGCCAACCUCCUUUUCAAAAAAUCAGACCUUGCUGGAAGCUCACAGGUUUUGCUGACGAACUUGUUCCGCUUAGUAUUCAAACAAGGUCACUCUCCUGAAAAAUUAGCUGAAAAUGAAUUUCUGAUGAAAACCGUAUUCCGAGUUCUUACCACAACUGAAGAACUGUCAGCACCUUUUGCACCUGAAACAGUUCACCAACUCCUGGAAAUAGUGUCUAUCAUAUGCAAGAACCCUUCCAAUCCGCGCUUUUCUCACUAUUGUUUUGAAUCGCUGGGGGUAGUACUGAGGUUCAAUGAGCAAUCAAUACCUGAAUUUUUGAACUUGCUGAUGCCAAAAUUUUUGGAAAUACUCUCAGAGGACGUCCAAGAGUUUAUACCGUACGCCAUCCAAUUAAUUGCGUAUUGCAUCGAGCAGCUUCCUUCCGGGAGCGCUCUGCCUGAAUCGGUAUCUCAGCUCUCACAACCAAUCCUAUCUCCUUCGGUUUGGGAAAUGAAAGGCAAUAUCCCUGCCGUAACCCGACUUUUGAAAGAUAUCAUUCGUGUCGAUCCCAACGCCUACCCAGACUUAGUUCCUGUCUUGGGAGUGUUCCAACGACUAAUUGCAUCUAAGACAUACGAUGUUAAUGGCUUAGAAUUGCUAGAGUACAUCAUUUCCUUCAUGCCAAUGGAGAAGGUUCAACCUUAUAUGAAGCAAAUUGCCGUUCUUUUACUUCAACGCUUGCAAAACUCAAGGACAGAGAAGUAUAUUAAGAAGUUCGUGGUCUUUUUGAGCAUUUUGGCUCAUAGACGAGGCUCUGAUUUGAUUGUUGACUUCAUCGAUGAGGUUCAGGCGGGAUUGUUUCAGCAAAUAUGGACUGCAUUUGUUAUUAACACGCUUCCAACCAUGGGAAAUUUACUGGACCGGAAGGUUGCGAUCAUUGGUAUUUUGACGGUAAUAACCAGUGGAAGCCAAUUCAAUUCGAAAUAUUCCCAUCUUUUCGCAUCAUCUUUAGAAGUGUUGGUUGAAACAACAGCUUCGGAAAGUAUUGUAAAUAUGAACACAGACUAUGUGGACCUCGAAAACUUAGAAGAAAUAACCACUUUUGGAUCGAGUUUCAGCAGGUUGAGCUCAAUCGGGGAGAAGAGUUUCGAUCCUUGUCCGGAGGUAGAUCUCACUGCUGGUGUCAGAAGUUAUGUGAAGGACGCAUUAUUAGCAUUUAACGAGAAGACUAAUAAUGGCCUCGUUAGCCUCGCACCACAGUUAUCAGAAAGUGCUAAGGUAGCCCUGCAUACGUUGGGAUUUGGUUGA